Molecule: messenger RNA, 2088 nt
Organism: Scleropages formosus (Asian bonytongue)
Lineage: Eukaryota; Metazoa; Chordata; Actinopteri; Osteoglossiformes; Osteoglossidae
Gene: mat2b
Product: methionine adenosyltransferase 2 non-catalytic beta subunit methionine
Exons: 7
Coding region: 522-1532 (336 amino acids)
Biological process (GO): S-adenosylmethionine biosynthetic process
Cellular component (GO): methionine adenosyltransferase complex
Molecular function (GO): methionine adenosyltransferase regulator activity
Source: RefSeq, a predicted model, not a curated record
ACAACGCACUCUCUCACAGCUCUUUGAAAAUAAAUAAAAUAAUAAAAAACAAUAAAAAGAGAAACACCACUAGUUUCAGCUAACUAAAGUUGACCGACGGUUGGUGCCGUAAUAAUGGCGAAGGGCAGAGAGCUCGGCGAGCGACACUCCGUGGCCGGACCUUUGACACGCGUGAACUCCGGUGGCGCGGACCGAUCCGAAACCUUGUGACCCGGUACCACAUUUUAGUGCUGGCAGUUACGUAACUGUUGGGAGAAUCUUCCAGACAGACUGACUGAGGGAAGGGCGAGCUACACUUGCGCGGCGGAGGUGGAGACGCUGCGAAACCGCAACCCCUGGCUGGCGCGCUCGCGCUCCCUGCCUGCGCCGCCAGGUUCACGCGCCCAACAUGCUUUGCGAUAAUACGGCAGCGACAGGAAACAACGGUCGCGCUUCGGGAAGCGAUAGUGUCGCACCACAUAAACGAUAAACAGAGGAGCGAACCAGUGCGGGUCCGCGGUCCGCUCUUGGGCUCCACGCAAAUGGACGGCAGAGACGUGGAGCUGCGCAUCCAUUUCACCCCCGGACACGUAGAGCUGCUCCAGGAGACGGUAGAUGUGCCGUUUCGGCGCGUUCUGGUGACCGGUGCGACCGGGCUGCUCGGACGUGCGGUCUACAGGGAGUUUCAGAACAACUCGUGGCACAUUUUGGGAUGCGGCUACAGCCGGGCUCGUCCUCGAUUCCUCCGAUGCAACUUAAUGGAUGAGGAUGCGGUUCGAGAAGUUAUCCAUAACUUCCAGCCGCACGUGAUCGUGCACUGUGCUGCCGAGAGAAGGCCAGAUGUGGUUGAGCGCCACACGGAAGCAGCCAUGAACCUGAACAUCCACGCAUCAGCAACUCUGGCCAAAGAGUCCGCAACAGCUGGGACGUUCCUGAUCUACAUCAGCACAGACUAUGUGUUUGAUGGGCGCAACCCCCCCUAUGGGGAGAAUGAUGCACCUAAUCCUUUGAACCUGUAUGGCAAGUCCAAGCUGGAGGGGGAGCGAGAGGUCCUGAGACAUAACCCAGGUGCCGCCGUGUUGCGUGUGCCCGUCCUGUACGGGGAGGUGGAGCGUGUGGAUGAGAGCGCAGUGACGGUGCUCUGGGACCGUGUGCAGGAGAGCUGCGAAAGCAGCACCGUGGACCACUGCCAGCAGCGCUUCCCCACCUACGUCAACGAUGUAGCACGCCUGUGUCGACUGAUGGCCGAGCGUAGGCUGCAGGACUCAUCCCUGCGAGGGAUAUUUCACUACUCUGGCAAGGAACAGAUGACCAAGUAUGAAAUGGCCUGCGCCAUUGCAGAUGCCUUCAACUUGCCUAGCAGCCACCUAAUUCCGCUGACCGAGCAGCCGGCGGGGGCGGGGGCUCAGCGUCCUCACAACUCCCAGCUGGAGUGUUCGCGCCUCGAGUCGCUGGGGCUCGGCGUGGAGCCCACGCCCUUCAAAGUCGCCGUACGCGACAGCCUCUGGCCUUUCCUGUACGACAAGCGCUGGCGGCAGACGGUCUUCCACUGACGAUCAGGGUGGGAAAGUGCGACUCCCAACUGAGCUCGGUGUGAUGGUUUAACAUUAACCCGCUCUCUCCCUCAAAUCAUGUGGCUUUUUAAAAAAUUUUUUUUUUUUUUCUUUUUUCUAUGAACAUGUUUUGUUUAAUCAUUCUCUGUGAACCAGAUGUCUCACGUUCUCUUCCCUUUUGGCACUAGCACACAAUACUUAUGUCCGACCGAAAUGUUUUUUCACUCCAUUCCUCAUUUCCAUAGUUUCGGAUCAACGGUAUCUUUUGUCUGAGUUGAUUCACUCCCUCCUCCUGUUUAGCUUUCUGUGCUGUAUUUUUUUUUUUUUCUUCUUUCAGCUUUUUGGGUCCAGUUCAUUUCUGUGUUGUACUGUUGUAAUGUCUUGGACAUAAAUAUGAUCAGGAUUAUUAACAGACCAAGCUUUACUUGUUGUGGGAAAAACAAUUUUUGCCACUUUAAAGUGUGAUUAUUGCAGAAAAAUUAAGGAAAUAUUUUUUUGGGUGGUAGUUUGACCGCUUGCCCUUUGCAAUCAGUGUAAUUCUGUUUCCUGUCCACAC